This is a messenger RNA of Plenodomus lingam JN3, 2271 nucleotides long. RefSeq lists its product as uncharacterized. Gene Ontology annotation, cellular component: nucleus; transcription factor TFIIF complex. The record is from RefSeq and is a predicted model, not a curated record. Gene Ontology annotation, molecular function: TFIIF-class transcription factor complex binding; RNA polymerase II general transcription initiation factor activity; DNA binding. NCBI's taxonomy places the organism in Eukaryota, Fungi, Ascomycota, Dothideomycetes, Pleosporales, Leptosphaeriaceae. Gene Ontology annotation, biological process: transcription initiation at RNA polymerase II promoter; positive regulation of transcription elongation by RNA polymerase II.
AUGAACGGAACGACACUGAACCAGACGCCCGCCGCUGCGCCCGCCGCGCCCACGACUGCGCCCGCAUCCGCUGGUGUUGGUUCUGCUGCUGCUGCUGCUGCCAACAAUGGUCGACCACCAGCCCGCCGUCGCAGGCCCCAGUCGAACCCACUGCGUGCGCCCAAACGGCCGCUACAGAACAUCACGCGGCCGUUGGUGUCGCUCGCCACGAUGAACGAGAGCAAGAAGCCGGCGCCGGGCCUCGUCAACGAUGGAACACAGACCAAAGAGGCGCUGCGGCAAGAGUUCAUUGCGCAGGGCGCCACCACAUUCCCCUUGGUCGUCACACGGCGUGACCUGAAAGAGCUGCGGCAUCAUGUGAUGCGCCUGCAAAGCAAAGGACGCGUCGACAUCGAAGACAAGAUGCAGUUCACUCCGCCUAUCAAGCUACACCGGCGAGAUCCGCGUGCACCCCCAAGUGGUGCAGGUUCCCACUUCGAGGAGGAAGACACAAAGGAGGACUUGGAUGAGAUCAAGGAACGUGAACGCAUCGAACAGCAAAAGGAAGAGCGCCGCAAGAUUCGCGACGAGAACCAAGCCAAGAUCGCUCCCAGUGGGACCAAGAAGCCGAACGCCUUCCAGAAGAAGACGGAGCAAAAAUACCGUCCAGAUGACACUCCAGAGGCGAAGAAGCGCCAGCUGCUACGGUACGAAGAGACGCUGCCUUGGCAUCUAGAGGACUUUGAGAAUAAGCAGACAUGGGUGGGCACAUAUGAGUCGGAGCUUUCCGAGGCACACGUCAUGCUCACCACCACGGACCCCAACAACCCACUCGCAGGCGCCAUUCAAUUGGCACCCAUGGAGCGUUGGUACCGAUUCAACGUCAAGAAUAAAUUGAAGCCGACAGGCGACGACGUAGACAAGCUCAUGUACAAAAUUGAGCACGUGCCAGGUUUCCUCAAGAAUAUUGAAGCACGCGCCAUCAAGCGAGAAGCACAAGAAAACGAACGUGGUAACAGCGGUCUCCGCACGCGUGUAGGCGGUGGAGGCGAUGAUGAGGGUAGAAUCCGUCAACCACGGCUCGAUGAGGAUGGCAACUUCGUCAAGCAAGAAGCUGAUGCUGACGACAUUGACUUCAAUCUUGAGGAAGACUUUGCUGAUGACGAGGAAGGGCUUAAUGGCCUCUUUGAGGGUGAGGAAGAGGAGGUCAAAGAGGCCACUGAGAAACUGAAGCGAGAUCAGUUGCAGGCUGCCCUAUGGGAACGUCCGGAUGAGUUGACGAUGGAGCGCCGUGAAGAACUUGAGGCAAAGUUGGCUGGUGAAAUAAAGGCCAUGGAAAAGAUUUACCGAAAGACGCUGGUGAAGCGUGAGAAGCAGUAUGACUAUGCAGACAGCGAUCCAGAGAACCCAUAUGUAACCGAGAGUGAGUCCGACACCGACUCUGAGACGGAAAGGCAGCGGGCAAAGGAAGAGGAAGAGAAGAAAGCCGCGGAGCAAAAUGGAAAGACGGUUGAAGGGGGAAAUGUACCAUCUGGCACAUCGACAAAGGGUUCAAACACGCCGUCAGGGAUCAACAAGCUUGCUGACAGCAAUAAGAAGAAGCGGCCUGGUUCGCCAAACCUGUCAGAAGCUAGUGGCAACGAGUCUUCCCGCAAGAAGCACAAGAAGAACCGUGACAAGCUCACUGAUCCUUCCCGCAAGUCCUCUCUCGCUGCUCUCAAGGGUGCUGGUUCUGGUAGUGACAGCGAGAUGACCGACGCCGGUCGCAUCCGCAAAGAGAAGAAGAAGAAGUCCAGGCUCGUGCUCGGCGCCUCUCCCAGUGGCACCCCGGGCCCCAGCCGCGCGGGGAGUCCCUCUGCCCCCAACCUCAACGGUAGCCGAGCUGGUAGUCCCUCGGGCGCCGUCAAGCAGCUCCCCACGGCCAAGGAAAUCCAUGAUUCUAUUCCACCACAGGGCAUGAAUCUCAAGGAUCUCAUUCUCAAGUUCAAGAGUCGCGUUGAACACUCGAACACCAAGCAGUUUAUCAAGCUUGUCAAGGCAGUAUCGAGUUUCGACAAGCAAAACAGUUGGCUGACGCCGUUGGCUGAAAUGCCAUCGGAUGAAAAUGAAAUUUACGAUUCCAUUCCACCACAGGGCAUGAAUCUCAGGGACUUCCUUCCCGAGUUCAAGAGUUGCUUCAAGCACACGAAUGCCAAGCAGUUUAUCAAGCUGGUCAAGACAGUGUCGAGUUUUGACAAGCAAAACAUGUGGUUGACGCCUUUGGCUGAAAUGCCCUCGGGAUGGAACCGUUAG